Python bivittatus (Burmese python) is the source of this 4719-nucleotide messenger RNA. NCBI's taxonomy places the organism in Eukaryota, Metazoa, Chordata, Lepidosauria, Squamata, Pythonidae. The record is from RefSeq and is a predicted model, not a curated record.
AUGAUGGACUCUAUUUUCUAUUUAAUUGCGUGCAAGGUAGACAGCCUCUUUGAAAAAUGCGAAGGCGGCUGGACCCCGUUGUCGGCGUCUAAUAAGCAACUCGCUCGCCCUCAGCCCGAUGCCCCAGCGGCGCUCCCUCUGAUUUUUCGCAGGCCUGUCGUGAGCGGCGGCGCUCGAGCUGCCGCCUCCUUCGAAAUCUGCAGCGUGUGGACGUCGGAACUCUAUAAGCUUGCUAUAGAAGUAUAUUGUGUGGAUAAAGUUGUUUGGAGUUCAGGUUAUAUCAGGUGUGCUUCGCUGAAGAUUUCUAAAGAGAAGGUAGCUGAUGGGGAGGCUGUUCUACUGGCUUCGCUGCAUUGCAUUAUUUCUAUCUCUGACCUUCAAUUCCAACGUGUACCUUGCUGUAGUCGUCUAACCUGGAGUUCUGAUGAAUUCAGAGAAUGGAUCCACCAAAAUGAAGGUGUUUUGCCCGACCAGAAAUGUUUUGAACAAACUCGCUUGAUGCUCAUUGGCUACUUGAGAAAUGAAAAACCAGGAAAAAAAGAUAAGAUGAUGGAUGGAAGUGUAUAUCUGCGAGAUAACACUGGAGCGCUGCCCUGUGUGUUCCUGCAUUUUAAGCUUGAGUGGCUGGAACAUCUGUCACUGUUCCCUAGCUGGAUAUAUGUUCCCCAGAUAGGCCAAAGCACAACUGGGUAUCUGGAGAUCCUAGAAGACCCAAUUCAAGUACUGCCUGGACCAGAGAAGAUUCUUAAUACCAUCCCUGUUUUCCACCCUGGAAUAGCUGCAGAACUGCUCAGUGCCAGGCCUCAGAGUAAGAAAACAGCAAUGGUGAAUGUGGCAGGUGAACUGGCCAGGCUGACCACUAUUCUUUAUUUCCACCAGAAGACUUUCUUCUUCCUCUUCCUGAAGUGUUUUAGUUCUGCUGCUUGUGUCCCAGUGGUAGUGCAGAAGACUCCCCACUUGGUUUGGCAUCAUGCACUACAACUGGAGCACAAAUAUGUCCUAACUAACUUGAAGAUAUCUUGUCUCAAAAGUGCUGGACAGAGUGUUUUCAGAACUAGCUCUUCCUCAUGUCUUCUACCUUACUGCACAGAGCAAACAGAGGAACACUUUUUGGAUGUAACAUUACAAGGAAGAUCAACGGUAUCUGUUUCUACUAUGCCUCAUAUGCAGCCUAAGAGUUUAUUGAAAGUGCAGGAGGAAGAAAUGAUACUGGGUCAUCUUAGAAAAUCCAAACUCAUCUCAUAUACAGGCACUAUCACCCAAGUGUUAAAUGCCCAAGCUGGCCUCUAUGAACUAGAUAACAAAUACACUCUUUGUCUUGCUUAUCGGCAGAUGUUGAAUCCUGGCCAUGGAUUCCGACCAGGAGCGUGCAUAGGGCUCCGAGAUGUCCAUCUUAUGGAGGAGUCUUUAGCUACUUCCCCUGCUGUUCUUGGAGCUUGUCUGCGUACUACCAUUGUGCUGAAGAGUUUUUCAGCAUACAGUGUAUUACAUCAACCUGUAAAUUGCUUUGGAAGUCAUUAUCAGCAACUACUCUUGCGUUGUAAUCUAAGCCUAUCACUCUAUCUUUAUCUGGUCAACUUGCUGGAAAUAUUUGAACAAAGGUUCUGUUAUUUCACUCAGCACCAGAAGUUGCUGCUUUCCUUUAGCCAUCACUCACAAGGGCCAACAGAGAAGUUCAUUGUUCCUGUUCUGAAUUCCCUGCUGCUACCCAGGAAACAGGAAAGAAACCUCCAUGUAGAGAUCCUGGCAGAAAAGCACCAUUGCCUCCUAGAUCAGUACCAGAUUCUGGAGCCACCAUGUCAGAUUCCACAUUUCUCCCAACUGUAUAGUACAGUUGAGAAGAGCUGCUGGGAAAGCCAUGAUCCAUUGCAGCAGCUGCAUUCUGACUUAAAGAUCUGCAACCCAAAUAUCCAGGAACUAAAUCGCAGUUUGGGCCAGAACUACUAUAUUUUGUCCGCUGAAUGUUUUCAGCCUCCACUGGUGUUGCUUGGAGUGCUGGAGUAUUCCAGUAGUGGUUCCCUCCAAUUACAAGACAGAAGUAAUGGGCUUCCUUGUAUAAUAUUCCAUAAGGAUGGUAGACCAUUCACUGACACAUCGCUUAUAGGGUGCCUCCUCCAGGUGGAUCUUUUUCAGCUUAUAACAGAGCAAUUUCCUCAAAAUGACUUCUCUUCUUCACAACAGCCAAUUACAACCAAACAUAUAAAGGAAAAGAAAAUAAGGCUUUAUGCACAAUUUUAUUUUGAGGAUGUGAAAAUUCUUCAUAUUCCUGAAAAGAGAGUCAAAAAGAGUCCCACUAUCUGUGAACAGACCUCCUCUGAUGUGAAAGACAGUGGCAGCUCAACAGCUGAUCUGAGACCCUCACUAAGAAAAGUUUCAAAUGUGAGAAUAGAAGAACCAGAUACCAGGGAGCCAGAACAUUUCAAGAACAGGACUGGGAAGAUCACCUGUGUGUCUCGUCUAUUUUUGCUGAUUCAGAAGGAAGGACUUGCAUGGCGCAACUAUCUCCAGAAUUCGGAAGGCAAGCCUGAAGAUAAGCAGGCGAUGCAACUCUGCUUUCAGGCCACAGUUUUAUGGAUGGGCAAACCUAAGCUAUGCAACAGUCUUGGAGAACGUAAAGAGCAGGAAGAGCUCAGCAUUAGUACUUUUGAAGAGUCCAGUGAAGCCCAGCAGAAGGUAUUGUUACUGUUCCUGAGGAACUCUCUGCGCUGGUUCCCAUUUCUACAUACUGACCAUCUGUACCAGCUCAUUCUACCUCAGUGCAUGGAUUUGGAAAUUUUUGACAAAAUGUGUUCCUCACUGGCUCCAGGAAACAAAUUAAAUUUGAGCUGUUCCUUCUUUCUGCCCUUCCCAGAUGAGGCCUAUGUGUAUCAUGUGAAGCAGAUUUCUCAGCCCAAGUCAGACAUGUUAGAAAGGGAACAAAAAAUGUUCUCCAUUGCAGAAAUACUCAGUCUGAGCUUCAAAGGCUCUCUGGUCUCUUUUUCUGGAGAAAUAAUGGAAAGGACUUUGUGUGACUCUCAUUCUGGAAAGAAGUCAGAAACAGAUGCCUGUGCUCAGAAGAAAGGUAACUGUUGGGAAGAGUGUAGCCCCUUGCCCUGGAAUUAUACUGUGAAGCUGAGCAUAGCAUCUGCAUUUGAUUCUUCAGUUCUUCUGGAUGUCUAUAUUCAAGCUGCUUUUGUGCCAUAUCUUUGGGGUUUGUUGCCUGGAGCUAGGAUUUUGUUUCAGGAUCUACAGUGCAAAAUUUCCAGAUUUGGAAACGUAUACUGUAUUUUCAUUGCCUCUAGUGAUGUGCGUGUUCUGAUUCCUCCACCUCAUAAUUCUCCACAACAUUUGGAUUCCACCUCUAAGUUUUCAUUAGGAUAUUUAUCCAAAAUACUGCUUCAACCUCUUGGUCAAGCACAAGUCACUUGCCAUUUGAUGUGUGUCCUAUCUUUGUCCAUGCGCUGGUUCUGUGACCUCUGCAACCACAUUUCCACAGAGGGAAGACCCAACGAAUAUAACACCUCUUGCUUGUCACAUACAGGAAUGAUUAACGCUACAGCUAAAUUUCUAGUAGAAGAUGGAACAAGCGAGGUUGUGGUAUUUUGCAAGAACCAGCAGGUGCAACAAAUGUUGGGUUUGAGCCCCAAGGAAUGGGAGGUCAUUCAAAAUCAUAUUCGGAUUAAAGGAAGUAUCUGCAUUCAGCAUAAUGAAAUUAGCACAGGAGCUAGGAUAGUAGACGAGUAUGAAGAUCUGCUCACACAGUAUUUGAGAAACUUAUGCAGAAGUCCAAUUGUCUGUCGGUCCAUAGUGAUGGCUUUCAGAGUGGAUAGGAAAUCUUUUAAGGCAGGGUCAGGACAAUUGAGGAGAUUUUUCUGUAACGAAUUAGAGUUCUUAAGCCAGGUGAGGAAUCGACCAAACUUGGUAUGUCUUAAAAUCCAGGAGACCACCUGAAGAAUGGGAAGAGGAGAAAGCCUCAUUCCUCUGGAGGAAUUUGUGUAAUUCUGCUUUGUGUAUGUAUUUGUUUUGGAGAUAUGAUUCUAGUUAAUAAGCCCAAGUGCAAAGGAUAUUGUUGCAGACAUUAAAAUGUGAACAUUUAUUAAAAAAAUCUAGCUCUUGUUUUUCUUCUACUCAAAUCAGUGCUGCCUUAAUAGCUAAAAAAAGUUUGUUUCAACAUUUUACUGAAGUCUAUUUUGCUGCCAUGAUUUUACUCUUUCUGUACUGAGGGAAGUGGCAUUUUAUAUAAGAGAAAAUAGGGACUACUUUUUGCACAUAGUACUAGAAUUCACGAAAGGUAUAACAGGUGAUCAAGCAAAGGAUACAGUUUCCUGUUCACCAUUUCCCCUGUUUGCUUACACCAAUUUGGCAUUUAUCCCAAUUGCCUUUGCAGUGCUCUUUUCCUAACAUGCUAUUCCUUACAGUAUAUUGCUAAUAAAAUCCCCCAAAGCAGUCAGGAAUCCAUCUAGGUUUAUUACAUCCCAAUUCACAGAAGUUAAAAGGGACCAGUACAGCCUAAUUUGUAUAAUAUUCUCUUAAGGCCAUGAGAAGAGAGAUCCAUAUAUAUCCACUCACCAUAGAAUUAACUGUCAAGGGAAAAAACCUUCAUUCCAGAGGAGGAGGAUAAGAAGUUUGGGAAAUGCUGCCCUAAUCUUUCAAUGAAAAGCAUUUCCAUUAUUCUUACAGAUUCUGAUUCCAAGGCAUAAAGAAUAACAAAAUCCUAAAGCUGAGAGUAGACGCUUCUGU